This is a messenger RNA of Pomacea canaliculata, 431 nucleotides long. RefSeq names its product molybdopterin synthase sulfur carrier subunit-like. Gene Ontology annotation, biological process: Mo-molybdopterin cofactor biosynthetic process. The record is from RefSeq and is a predicted model, not a curated record. The transcript is spliced from 3 exons. Lineage: Eukaryota; Metazoa; Mollusca; Gastropoda; Architaenioglossa; Ampullariidae. Bases 107 to 370 code for a protein of 87 amino acids.
ACGGUAGACCACUCUGCAACGGUAGACCACUCUGCAAUACUUCUACAGAGGGUAACUCGGGGUCUUGAGUGUCACAGAGAUCUGGAACAGUCGAGUAUGUAGUCCGAUGGAGCGCGUUCUGGUUCGACUUUUGUUUUUCGCCAAAAGCCGGGAAAUUGUUGGUCAUAAAGAAAUAGAGUUUGAAGUGGACAUUUCUACAACACCACGUUUGUUUCUGAAUUCAUUACUUCGUGAAUACCCAGGCUUGAGUGCAGUAGCUCAAAAUAUUGUGCUCUCCCUGAACGGAGAAUACCUUGACACUAAUGACCAAGAGCUGAUCCUGAGGACUGGUGACGAGCUUGCUAUAAUACCUCCCAUCAGUGGGGGUUAAUAUGCAUACUACCAGGACGUCAUUGCCAGAUAUUACAAAGAUGUCAGGAAGUCUUGAUAAA